Messenger RNA from Marmota flaviventris (yellow-bellied marmot), 2798 nucleotides. NCBI's taxonomy places the organism in Eukaryota, Metazoa, Chordata, Mammalia, Rodentia, Sciuridae. The record is from RefSeq and is a predicted model, not a curated record.
GGCGACGGUCACGGUUGCCUGCUCUAACCAGCUCCCGGUAGCCCGGCACCGAAGGAAGGCGUCGUGCAGCUGCACUGAUCGAUCCCGCCCAGCCAUGGACCGGAAGGUGGCCCGAGAAUUCCGGCAUAAGGUAGAUUUUCUAAUUGAAAAUGAUGCAGAGAAGGACUAUCUCUAUGAUGUGCUGCGGAUGUACCACCAGACCAUGGACGUCACUGUGCUUGUUGGAGACCUGAAGCUGGUCAUCAAUGAGCCCAACCGCCUGCCACUGUUUGAUGCCAUCCGGCCACUGAUCCCAUUGAAGCAUCAGGUGGAAUAUGAUCAGCUGACCCCUCGGCGCUCCAGGAAGCUGAAGGAGGUGCGUCUGGACCGGCUGCACCCCGAAGGCCUUGGCCUCAGCGUGCGUGGGGGCCUCGAAUUUGGCUGUGGGCUUUUCAUCUCUCAUCUCAUCAAAGGAGGUCAGGCAGAUAGCGUUGGUCUCCAGGUGGGGGAUGAGAUUGUCCGGAUCAAUGGAUAUUCCAUCUCCUCCUGCACCCACGAGGAGGUCAUCAAUCUGAUAAGAACCAAGAAGACUGUGUCCAUCAAAGUGAGACACAUUGGCCUGAUCCCUGUGAAGAGCUCUCCUGAGGAGCCCCUCAAAUGGCAGUAUGUGGAUCAGUUUGUGUCAGAAUCUGGGGGCAGUCGAGGCAGCCUGGGUUCUCCUGGGACACGGGCACACAAGGAGAAAAAAGUCUUCAUCAGCCUGGUGGGCUCACGGGGCCUUGGCUGCAGCAUUUCCAGUGGCCCAAUCCAGAAACCAGGCAUCUUCAUCAGCCAUGUGAAGCCUGGCUCCCUGUCUGCAGAGGUGGGAUUGGAGACAGGAGACCAGAUCGUUGAAGUCAAUGGCAUCGACUUCUCUAACCUGGACCACAAGGAGGCUGUGAACGUGCUGAAGAGUAGCCGCAGCCUGACCAUCUCCAUUGUAGCUGGAGCUGGCCGGGAGCUGUUCAUGACUGACCGCGAGCGGCUGGCAGAGGCACGGCAGCGCGAGCUGCAGCGGCAGGAGCUCCUGAUGCAGAAGCGGCUGGCCAUGGAGUCCAACAAAAUCCUCCAGGAGCAGCAGGAGAUGGAGCGCCAGAGGAGAAAGGAAAUUGCCCAGAAGGCAGCAGAGGAAAAUGAGAGAUACCGGAAGGAGAUGGAACAGAUCGUGGAAGAGGAAGAGAAGUUUAAGAAGCAGUGGGAAGAAGAUUGGGGCUCUAAGGAACAGCUCCUCUUGCCCAAAACCAUCACUGCUGAGGUGCACCCAGUACCCCUUCGCAAGCCAAAGUCUUUUGGGUGGUUUUACCGGUACGAUGGCAAAUUCCCAACUAUCCGGAAGAAAGGAAAAGAUAAGAAGAAAGCCAAGUAUGACAGCCUGCAGGAGUUGAGAAAGAAUAAGAAGGAAUUGGAAUUUGAACAAAAGCUUUACAAAGAGAAAGAGGAGAUGCUGGAGAAGGAAAAGCAACUAAAGAUUAACCGGCUGGCCCAGGAGGUGUCUGAGACAGAGCGGGAAGACCUUGAGGAAUCAGAAAAGAUUCAGUAUUGGGUGGAAAGGCUGUGUCAGACACGCCUUGAGCAGAUUUCCUCUGCUGAUAAUGAGAUUUCAGAGAUGACCACAGGGCCCCCGCCUCCCCCGCCUUCUGUGUCUCCCCUGGCCCCACCUCUGAGACGCUUCGCAGGUGGACUGCACCUCCACACCACUGACCUGGAUGACAUCCCCUUGGACAUGUUCUACUAUCCCCCCAAGACCUCCUCUGCCUUGCCUGUGAUGCCCCACCCUCCACCCUCUAACCCACCUUCAAAGGUCCCUGCACCCCCUGUGCUUCCCUCAUCGGGCCAUGUGAGUGCCUCAUCCUCACCCUGGGCACAGUGCACUCCACCUGCCAUUCCCAUCCCUCCCCCUCCAUCCAUUCCCACCCAAGACCUCACUCCUACCCGCCCACUGCCCUCGGCCCUGGAAGAGGCACUGGGCAACCAUCCCUUCCGCAUUGGGGACACCAGCACUCCAGUGGAGGACUGGGAGGCAAAGAAUCACAGUGGAAAACCUGCCAACUCCCCUGCCCCUGAACGGGGCUUCCCACCCACCCCGAAGACAUUUUGCCCAAGCCCACAGCCUCCACGAGGCCCUGGCGUAUCCACCAUCUCCAAACCUGUCAUGGUCCACCAGGAGAACAACUUUAUCUACAGGCCAGCUGUGAAAUCCGAGGUCCUGCCACAGGAGAUGUUGAAGAGGAUGGUGGUUUAUCAGACAACAUUCAGACAAGAUUUCCGGAAAUAUGAGGAAGGUUUUGACCCCUACUCUAUGUUCACCCCAGAGCAGAUCCUAGGGAAGGACGUCCGGCUCCUGCGCAUCAAGAAGGAGGGAUCCUUAGACCUGGCCCUGGAAGGUGGCGUGGAUUCCCCAGUUGGGAAGGUGGUUGUCUCAGCUGUGUAUGAGGGGGGAGCUGCUGAGCGACAUGGUGGCAUUGUGAAAGGAGAUGAGAUCAUGGCGAUCAAUGGCAAGAUCGUGACAGACUACACCCUGGCUGAGGCAGAGGCCACCCUGCAGAAGGCCUGGAAUCAGGGCGGGGACUGGAUCGACCUUGUUGUUGCCGUCUGUCCCCCCAAGGAAUACGACGAUGAGCUCUCUUCUCUUCCCUCCUCUGCAGCAGAAAGUCCCCAGCCAGUCCGAAAGCUCCUUGAAGACCAUACUCCUGUGUACAGACACGGGUUCCUCCUGCAGCUGGAGCCCACGGUGAAUAGGACUUUCUUCUGAAGUCCAGAGAGAGAAAACAAAUUCAUCC